Molecule: messenger RNA, 599 nt
Organism: Cryptomeria japonica (Japanese cedar)
Lineage: Eukaryota; Viridiplantae; Streptophyta; Pinopsida; Cupressales; Cupressaceae
Product: disease resistance protein RUN1-like
Exons: 2
Coding region: 91-318 (75 amino acids)
Source: RefSeq, a predicted model, not a curated record
CUCCACAAUGAACGUGACCCAAGAAAGUGGAAGCAGCAGUUGAAAAGCCUCCGUAAAUAACUGCCGGAAGACUUACUACGAAGGAUAGUAAUGGAUAGCUAUAAAUCUCUCGACAAUAGAGAGAAAGAGGCCUUUUUAGACGUUGCCCAUUUCUUAAUGGGAGAAAACAGAGAUCUGGUGGAGAGAGUUUUGGAUGGAUUUAAUGAUAACGGUUUUCAAUGCCUUCAGACGCUCUGUCAGAAAUGCCUUGUGGAAUUUGAGCUUGCAGAUAUAAUUCGUUCGAGAGCGUUACAGUUGAAAGCGUGGAUUGGAGUGUAGGUAUUUGGAAAAGAGCAAAGGGGAGCUUCAAAAUAAGAAUGCACGAUUUAGUGAGGGACUUGGCAAGACAAAUCGGCAGACAGGAGUUACCUCUUCGCCUCUGUUGUUCAAACGAUAAAAUGAUCUCCACAUGGGUAUUUGAUCUCAUUACUUUUCAACAGUUUCCGUUAUUUUUUUGGCCAUUAAGCAUGGAAAUGUACAUAGAAAGUAAACGGAAGUCUAAUUUUUCCAAAAGCUAUUUUUUGAAUCUUCGGUUAACUUCUAUUAAUGUUGCAGCAAUC